GCGCUGGCGACAAUUAAUUAGAUGCAUGUGGCUAGCCUGCAGCCUCCCGCUGGCGUUGACAGACACUAUGAGUACAUGCUCCGGUUCCCGUUCCCUCCUAAAGAACAAGGAGAGCUCAAUAUCAAGGCAACGAUUAGGGCGAGUCUUCAACACCCUUAUGUCGUGGCACUGUCUGACAGACAAGAUCUCGAAUAAUGUGCAGAUACGCUUACUUGCAUCCAGUGAACUUUGAUUUCUGCCGCCUCCCUCCCCCUUGUACGUCGUGGGACCAUAAGGGAAGAACAAGAUCAGAGGGUAGAAGAACUGGUUGUUUUUGUCCUCCAUUCCCUUGAAUAUGCUUGCCGCCGGUCUCAGACCCCGCAUUUUUGGCCUCUCUUCCCGUUUCCGCUCUGCAAGGGCGUUCUUGCGGCAUGGCGAAUCGCAUCCUACAAGGCAACCCGCAGCGGUUGUGGGAUAGCCGAGUGACAUUGCCGCGCUGACUUGGCCCACGAGUGCAUUCGGUAUAUGUAGGAUCGAGCUCGCACAAGUUUGUUAUUGGAAUGGUGCGAGUUGGCUCACAAAUAUUGAUCGUCGUUCAAUAUCGACGACCACGCUGCUCAACCUUAACCGCAUGACUGACUAGCUGGCGCCCCCGAUCCUGUACAUACAGACAGGCAGUGUGUCGUACAGUGACAUGCCUGGGCCUCGUCCGCUACCACUCACCUUAUUUGUGAUUGCGGUCCGCCCAGGCUGCUGCAGGGUGUGGUGGGCCGCUGGUCCAAGAAUAGUGGCAGCGAAAUUCUGGUCAAGUGGUCCAGUCAAGCAGGGCUCGAAAGCAGUAUCGAUCAAUCAACAAUCAUGCAGUGAGACUUUUUGGUCCGCGACCAAUAUGUGGGGGCCUAUGUAUAUCCUUAUUGUCUGCUGUGCACUACGAUGUCGCCCAAUGCCACCGGCCAGCCACUGACUGACUGACCGACGCUCCUUCCGCUCAUUCCAUCAUAGCAUCGUCCACACAUAGUAAUGGCAGAUCAUUCCAGUCGCUCGUACGGAGGAUACAGUAGCAGCAGCAGCAGCAGUAGUCGUCGUCAUUAUUGUAAGAGGUGUUAGUCUC
Messenger RNA from Pseudomassariella vexata, 1090 nucleotides. RefSeq lists its product as uncharacterized. The transcript has a single exon. The record is from RefSeq and is a predicted model, not a curated record. Bases 674 to 943 code for a protein of 89 amino acids. Lineage: Eukaryota; Fungi; Ascomycota; Sordariomycetes; Amphisphaeriales; Pseudomassariaceae.